Dreissena polymorpha is the source of this 2418-nucleotide messenger RNA. RefSeq names its product protein kinase 4-like. The record is from RefSeq and is a predicted model, not a curated record. The coding region runs from base 334 to 1113 and encodes 259 amino acids. NCBI's taxonomy places the organism in Eukaryota, Metazoa, Mollusca, Bivalvia, Myida, Dreissenidae. The transcript is spliced from 5 exons.
GAGUUACCAAAGAUCGAAAGUAGACUCGUCCCAUAUUGACAGUCCUAAUUGAAAGUGGGCAGUGAUUGACAACCAAGUAAACAACAUGGAUUCUUUUGAUUUUUUGCCUGAAAGUUUUUAUAAUGAGAUGAUAUGUUUAUUUGACUGAUUUAUGGCUAUUUAUAAAUGGUUUAAUCGUUAAGUGUUCACAGCCGCAGUUUACAAAGCCACAUGAAAUAAAGUUUAUAAACUUAAGUUUAACAAAUCAGAGUCCGACGGUUAACCUAGUUCAUAGAUAUGUCAGUAGGUAAAACCUAACACAAAAGCAAAAUAAAAACAUUGAAAUCUAGAGAGAUGGGAUCAGGACCAAGUAAGGAGAAGACGCCGCUUCAAAAUGUUCCGCCGAGAAAGCCUGAUAAUGUGUCGAAAGGAAAUAAACAGUUUAAAACAGAAGAGGUAACUUCAGUUCAGAAUAAUAACAAAACAAAUAUUAAUUCCAAGAUAGAUGUGGUGGAAAGUAAGAACAAUAAAUCUGAAACUAUUAAAUCCAAUACAAACAACACAAUUAAGGUUGGGAAUGGGAAGUCAGAAGAAUCACAGGUUCGAAAAUCAGAGCCUAUCACAUCAAAAGACUCUAAAAAAUCUUUGACUAAAAAGGAUUUAGGAAAGUUUGAGAGUGAUUCAGAAUCAGAGGCUGAGGAUAUUGAUGCUGUUUUGGCAGCAACAAAGAACCAGUAUAAUCAGCGUGUGCAGCAACGAACAAUUCAACCCAACGACGACGGACAUUAUCCGGAAACGUACGCACAGCGAUUACAACGGGAGCAGUACAAACAUCAGCCUGAGGGACUUCUUAGACAGAAGACUAUUUAUAGGAAUCCUCAAGAAUGGGAAAUUGAAGAGAAUAAAGUGGAGUCAUUUGAUGUGUCGCGGUUCAAGCAGGCCAAUGUGCUGAAGAAUCCUCAACCAAUGCAGUCUAACACAGAUGACAUCUUUUCUCCACCAGAUGUUCCAAGUAAUGGACACCCACCCAGGGAAGAUUUUAGUUAUAGGCUGGAGAAAAAGAAGUCGUUGCCACACUACGAUACAACAGAAGAGGCCUUACUUGCAGAGAUAGAGAAAGAGUACGACCUGUAACUCUACACACAUGAACACAUUUCUACAUGUACAAAGGACCUACAUGUUGUGUCAUUUAUUUAUUUUUUAUUUAACCUUCAUCAAUCAAUAGUGAAGCAGCCUUGGCCCCCUCAUUUUUUGAAAAAAAAAAGUGGUAAACUUUUCCAAAAAGUGAAAUAAGCAAACGUUUUAAAAUUGUGAAAACAAAAUAAUUUGUGAAAAUUUUUGACGGGGACUUCUUGAAAUGUUUAGUCGCAAACUUCUCAAAUUUGUGAAAAACAGCCAUUCCUUAACAAGAAAAAAGCGCUUCUGAGACAUGAACCCCAUCAAGUUAAAUCACACAUAAAUCUGUGUCUCCUACCACAUUAUAAUGUUUCUCCUCCUGCAUCCGCCAAAUAAAGCUCCACUAUUUGUGCCUUAUUUUCAAACAUUGGCUUCUGUGUUAUUAACUGAAUUUAUUACAGUUUAUUAAGGUUUUUAUUCAAAAUAUUUAAUUUCUCCUUUAGAAAAGCUUGAUUUAUGGCAAACAUAGGCAAUUUCAUUCACUCAUUUCAUGUUCGAGCGAUCUAUUUAAACAGUAAAACUAUUGAACAAGAUUGGUCACCAAGUACUUUGUCUAUCAUUUGUUUGUUGACGUUUUGAAAAUUGUAAGGAAAAUAGAGGAUGUAAAGAUGUGCCUUUUUAAAUACAUAUUUGUUGUCUCAGGCCCUAUAUUGACAAAUUUACUAUGGUCUCAUUUUCUUGAAUAUUAUUGAGUGUGUUAACCCUUUCCCACAUAAGAAGCAAAGUGAAAAUGGCUUUUGCAACCAGCAUAAAACCAGAACAGCCUGUGAGUAACUGGCAGUCUGUUCAGGUUUAUCCUGUUUGCUGCUCAUCAGUAUCUAAGGGUUAGAAAUGAAGCCUUGAUAAUAAACUUGAAUAUAGUAAGAAAAGUUUUUAAUUAAAUUUAACUUUCUAAGGGAAAACCAAUGUGUUGAAAUACGUAUCUUAUUGGUAUUGAGGUUUAAAGGGAUCUUUUCACGCUUUGGUAAAUUGACAAAAUUGAAAAAAGUUGUUUCAGAUUCGCAAAUUUUCGUUUUAGUUAUGAUAUUUGUGAGGAAACAGUAAUACUGAACAUUUACCAUGGUCUAAUAUACCCAUUAUAUGCAUCUUUUGACGAUUUUAAAACCUAAAAAUUAUAAAGCGUUGCAACGCGAAACGAUUGAAUAAUUUGGAGAGUUCUGUUUUUGUCGUUAAAUUUUGUGAAACUACGAAGAUUGCUUAUAUAAGGUAUAAAAUAUAUCAAGAUUGUGUAAUCGGCGGAAUAGCUCAGUAGGCUAAAGCGUU